CACAUCUACACACUACACACACACACACACACACAAAGCCCUUCCUUGCCAAAGGAGGAGGAGAUGGAGGGAAGCAGGGGAUUCGUAGUAGAGCAUUGAAGAAGAGAAGGAAGGAAGGGAAGAAGGAAAGAAAGAAGGAAGGAAGGAGGAGGCUGGGUGCUUUGCAACAACCUACAAGGAAGGGAUCCUUGGGAUCUGAAAUCCAGGAGAGGGAUCCUUCUUGGGAUCUAGCAGGGAACAAAUCCCCUCUCUCUGCUGCUGGACUUGGGAAAGAAAAAAGGAGCAGAAGAAGAAGAGAAGGAGAAAGCCAAGUAUCCUUUGCAACCUUGGAAAGGGAGAUCCCUUUGCAAAGAAAGGAUCCACUUGAUCACUGGGAUCCUCUCCUUUCCAAGCCAGAGAAAGGAGACAGAGAUCUGGGGGAAUCCUAAAAGCAAGAUUCCAGCAAUGCCUCUCCCGGUUUGGUUCAACCUGCUGCUGCUUUUCCCCAGCAUUGCUACCUCCAGGAUUUGCUUCCCAGGAUGUCACUGUGAGGUGGAGAGCUUUGGUCUCUUUGACAGCUUCAGCCUAACCAAGGUGGACUGCAGUGGCCUUGGGUCUCAUAUUGUGCCUGUACCCAUUCCACUGGACACAACCUACUUGGAUCUAUCAUCUAACCAUCUGGAAUCUCUCAAUGAGUCUAUGUUGUCGGGACCUGGAUAUACCACCCUGGUUAGCCUGGACUUGAGUUACAACAAAAUCUCCAGGAUUGUUUCCACAACCUUCUCGAGACUCAGAUAUCUAGAGUCUUUGGAUCUGAGUCAUAACUCUUUGGUUGCCCUUCCAGAGGAUUGCUUCUCCAGGUCACCCCUGGGAGACAUUGACCUGAGCAACAACCUCAUCCUCGAGAUCACGAUGGAUGUGUUUGCAUCGAAAGGUCAACGGAAACCGCUUAACGUUGACCUCUCCAACAACUUGAUAAGCCUGGUUUCAAGACACCAGGACAAAGCCAUCCCCAAUAUUCAGAGCUUAAAUCUGUCUGGAAACAGGUUGAAAAACAUCCCACGCCUUCAAGGAAUACCUCUCCGGUACUUAAAUCUCGACGGAAACCCAGUCUCAGCCAUCAGGAAGGGGGCAUUCUCUGGAUUGAAGGAUUUAAUCCACUUGUCACUCAGUGGUAUUUAUGCCCUUUCAGAGAUUUCGCCAUAUGCCUUCAAAGACCUCCCUGCUCUCCAAGUGCUAGAUUUAUCCAACAAUCCCAACAUUCACUCGUUGGAUGCGGAAGUCUUUUACAGCCUCAGUUCCUUGCAAGAACUCAACUUGUCGGGUACCGGUGUAGCCACAUCUUUGUCAAAAACAAUGUUGAAAUAUUUGCCUUCCAUCAAAAGUGUCACCUUGGGCAAGAAUGUCAAGUGUCUAAAGACAGUUCGAGAGGGCCAAUACCAUCGACAGAUUGGGCUGACCAAGAAAGAGAUCCUAAGCUGCCAUGACAGUCAUGGGUCAAUAGCACCCUAUGCUUUGUGACGGGGGCUGUACAAGAUGGACACAUUUCCAGACUUAAAAACAAAAAAACCACCACAUGUGCCUUGUGUAAAAAUGUUUUAAUUUAUAUAUUUUGUAUAUUUCAACAUUUGAUUACAAUGAUUAAUUGAGAAA
This is a messenger RNA of Sceloporus undulatus (fence lizard), 1632 nucleotides long. RefSeq names its product tsukushi, small leucine rich proteoglycan (gene TSKU). Gene Ontology annotation, molecular function: protein binding. Lineage: Eukaryota; Metazoa; Chordata; Lepidosauria; Squamata; Phrynosomatidae. The record is from RefSeq and is a predicted model, not a curated record. The coding region runs from base 445 to 1500 and encodes 351 amino acids. The transcript is spliced from 2 exons.